AUGGCUGUUGAGCCUGAAAAGGCGGCCUCUGAUGAGUCGAAGAAGAGUAUCUUCUCUCGGCUGAGUCAAUUCCUCAAGUCCUUCAAGACAUUUUUCGCCUAUCUCGAACUCCUCUUCGCCGCUGGCCCAACAUGGGUCGACUACUGCCUCAUCGCAUUGGGUACCCUCUGCGCAGUUGGAGCUGGUGUCCCGUUUCCACUCAUGGGCGUUCUAUUCGGCCAGCUCAUCGAUAACUUCAACGGCGCUACAUGCGCAGCGGACGGCAGCAACUCAGGUUCUAGCGAAGCAGCCUCGGAUCCUCUCGACUAUGAGAACGCCAUCAAUGACAAAGUUAUAAAGACAGCUUGGAUUGGCGCAAUUGCUCUUGUUCUCAUCUACGGCCACCUUACCUGCUGGAACAUUAUCAGCCAGCGUCUAGCCCAGCGCCUACGAACCCGGUACGUCUCGGCUCUCUUGCGUCAGCCACCAGAGUUCUUCGAUACUCGUGGUGCCUCUGGCCAAGUCUCGAGUCGACUUCAAGGUGAUAUCACAGCUGUGCAGGCUGGUACAUCUGAGAAGGUUGGCAACAUCAUCACGACCCUAAGUUUCUUCGUUACAGUCUUCAUCAUUGCAUUCACGAAACAACCCAGACUUGCCGGAAUCCUGAUAUGCAUGCUUCCAGCAUUCCUCCUUUCUGGAAUCUUGGGAGGCAGGUACCUGGGGAAGUUUGUGGUCAAACAGCUAGAAGCAUCUACAGCAGCUUCUUCUAUUGCUUCAGAAGCGUUAUCGCAUGUCAAUGUAGUUCAAGCUUUUGGCGCUGCACCUCGUCUCGAAGAGAAGUUUGCGGAACACAUGGCCCGCUCUCGCAAGUACGCGAUACUGAAAUCUUCGGUCGCUGCCGUUCAAACGGGUAUUCUCUAUUUUAUCGCCUAUUCAGGUAAUGCUUUGGCCUUCUGGCAAGGAAGCAAGAAGAUUGUAGAGUCCGUGACGAACAAUGAUGGAAACACCACUGUUGGUGAGAUCUACGCAAUUGUCUACCUUCUUGUAGACGCAUGUGUUAUGCUUGGUGGAAUGGCGCCUACUCUGCCUUUCCUAGGAGCAGCUGUGGGCGCAUUCCAACGACUCAAAGAAGAUAUCGAUGCUCCGUCAAACAUCGACGGCACCUCCGAUGAGGGCACCGUUCUUCCUCCCACCGGGGCCAAGUCACUUGCUCUCCGUAAUGUCUCGUUCGAGUAUGCCUCUCGCCCUGGACAACCUGUUCUCCAAAAUGUGGACCUCGAGUUUCCUGCUGGAACUUACACAGCUAUCGUUGGACUUUCUGGCAGUGGAAAGUCCACUAUAGCAGCACUGGUCGCGCGUCUACAUGAUCCCAUCGCGGGCAAGGUUGAGCUCGAAGGCCAUGACUUGCGAGAUCUCAAUGUUAAAUCUCUCCGAAGUUUCAUUAGUUUUGUCCAGCAGGAACCGUCGCUUCUUGACCGGUCCGUUCUCGAGAACAUCGCACUUGGUCUGAUCAAUUCGCCGAAAGAGUCGCAUCAACAUUUGAAACCUCUUCUCAAAGGUCCCGAGCUUGCUAAGAUGGCUGCGCAGGGUAAGGAGGCGCUCACUUCGUCCGCAUCUCUGGGACCCGAGUUUGCUGAAAUCGCCGAAUUGAUCAAGCGUGCUACCGAACAGGCUGAUGCGGCCACUUUCAUUGAACGCCUUGAACUUGGCUACGGUACAUCCGCUGGGCCCAAGGGAUCACUCGUCAGCGGAGGACAGCGACAAAGGAUCGCCCUUGCACGAGCGUUGAUUCGUGACCCUGAAAUUCUUGUUCUUGAUGAAGCAACUGCGGCCCUCGAUUCUGCUAGUGAGAAGAGAAUCCAGCUCGCCGUUGAACGAGCCGCCGCUGAAAAGCGAACCAUCAUAUCGAUUGCGCAUCGUCUGUCGACAAUCCGAAACGCCGACAAUAUCGUUGUUAUGCAAGCGGGACGAGUAGUUGAGCAGGGAACUUAUGACGAGCUCAUGGCCAAGGAAGAUGGCGAAUUUGCACACAUGGCCAAGCUCCAAACUGUUAGAAACAAGAGUUGCUCAGCAUCUGUUGAUGGUGAUUCGAUUGGCGCUUCCACUCUUCGAGCGGACACCCAACUAAACGAGAAGGCCGAAUUCUCCGAGACCAAGCAAUCAUUGGAUGCUCAGUCGUCCAAAAAGGAUGGAGAAGAAGAGCACAAGAAGGACGAAGAAGCGAAGGAUCACGAACUAGACGAAGUGAAACCUUUCAGCUCUGUCAUGAAGGGCCUCGCCUGGUUAAUUCGACCAUCUCUAGGCUGGUUCACUCUUGCAAUGAUCGCUGCGGUCUUUGUUGGUGCCACUUUCUCUGGUUCCGGUAUUAUCUUUGGUUUCACUGUUGGAGCACUCAACCCGUGUGCCAAUACCCUGGACCACAUUCGAUCCAUGGGCAACAUGUUUGCUGGUCUGUUCUUCAUGCUUGCCGCUGUGGAGCUGAUUGCCAACUUCUUCGCCUGGCUGGGCUUUGGUAUUGUCGCGGAGAGACUUCUUUAUAACCUGCGCGUGUUGUCUUUCCGAUCUUUGUUAGAGCAAAACAUCCACUGGCAUCAAUCCGAGGGUCGAACUCCCACCAGUCUACUUGGUAUCAUCACCAAGGAUAGCAUGUCUGUGGGUGCAUUCAGUGGAUCGACAUUUGGUACUGUGUUUGCUAUUCUGAUAAACGUCCUCAUUGCGAUCAUCAUCUCCCACAUCUUUGCGUGGAAGAUCGCCUUGGUGUGUCUGGUCACACUUCCUAUUCUGCUUGGUUCUGGCUUCAUGCAAUUGCGAAUGCUGGCUCGUUAUGAAGAGCGUCAUCAAGCCGCCUUCUCAACUGCUACUUCACUCGCAACAGAGGCUAUUCAGUCCAUUCGCACCGUUGCCGUCUUAUCCCUCGAAAACGAGUACAUGGAAAGUUUCUCUCGUCUACUCAAGCCUCCAAGGAAGGAGGUUGUGCGCGCCUCAGUCACGACCAAUAUCUGGCUAGCCAUCUCGUAUACGACUGGCACCUUCAUCAACGCUCUCGCAUAUUGGUGGGGUUCGCAACUCAUCAUGAAGGGAGAGUAUACUCAAAAAGACUUUCUUAUCAUAUUGGUGGCUAUGUUGACAAGCGCCCAACUUUGGAGUGGCAUGUUCUCUCUUGCUCCAGAGUUCUCGCGCGCUCGGCUUGCCCUGUCCCGUGUCAUGACGGUAGUCAACAUGGGAAGUAGCACUCAUACAGGAAAGCCUGGACAAGACCCGUCCAAGGCGGGAGACGACCCCGAAGCUGUAGGAGGAGAAAAGUCGCUCAGUCCAGCGGAGAACCAUGGCCGCGGCGGCGCGAGGGUAACUUUCAAGAAUGUCUCCUUUGCCUACCCAAGCCGACCCGACGCCACUGUCCUCGACAAUGUCUCUUUCACACUCCCACCCAACCAAUUCUGUGGUCUUGUUGGUCCUUCGGGUGCUGGCAAAUCUACCAUCAUGAACAUUGUGCAACGCUUGUACGAACCCACGGCCGGAACAGUCCUCAUCGACGACCAAGAUACCACCAAGCUCUCUACGUCAUUCCGUGGCACGAUUGCUCUGGUUCCUCAAGAGCCUGCCCUUUUCGACGGCAGUGUGCGCUUUAAUGUUGGUCUUGGAGCACCUCCUGGUCACGAGGCUACAGAUGCCGAGAUUGAGGAGGCUUGUCGUUUAGCAAACAUUCAUGAUGUUAUCGCGGCCCUUCCGGAUGGUUACGAUACCGAGUGCGGCCCAUCUGCUUCUCGCCUAUCGGGUGGUCAAAGACAACGUCUCGCGAUCGCCCGCGCUCUUGUCCGUCGUCCACGCCUGUUACUUCUUGAUGAGAGUACCAGCGCUCUCGAUGCUGCUAGCGAAGCGGCUCUUCAAGAAGGUCUUGAGAGGGCGUCGAGAGGCACGACUGUGUUGGCCAUCACUCACCGACUGCAUACUGUUCAAAAGGCAGAUGUCAUCUUCAUUGUAGAAGGAGGCCAGAUCGUUGACAGCGGGCGACAUGCUCAGUUGAUGGAGCGAAGAGAGAGUUACAGGGUGAAUGCGAUGCAGCAAAUGUUGCAAUGA
Molecule: messenger RNA, 4056 nt
Organism: Fusarium coffeatum
Lineage: Eukaryota; Fungi; Ascomycota; Sordariomycetes; Hypocreales; Nectriaceae
Exons: 2
Coding region: 1-4056 (1351 amino acids)
Biological process (GO): transmembrane transport
Cellular component (GO): membrane
Molecular function (GO): ATP binding; ATP hydrolysis activity; ABC-type transporter activity
Source: RefSeq, a predicted model, not a curated record